AUGGCGCGCGUCGGCGCCGUCCUGUGCCUCGUCGCCCUCGCCUCGUGCGCGUCCAUCGACUACCACCACUGCAGCGGCCACGGGCGGACGACGAGCGACGACGCCUUCGUCUGCACCUGCAUGAGCGGGUACACGGGCCCGGACUGCAGCAUGAAGGCCUGCCCCCACGGCGUCGCCUGGGCGGACUACCCGACGGCGACGGACGAGGCCCACGCGGGCGACGUCGAGUGCAGCGGCAUGGGCUACUGCGACCACGGCUCGGGCGAGUGCGACUGCCGCGACGGCUUCGAGGGCCCCGCGUGCGAGCGCCUCGCGUGCCCGACGGACGACGGCGGGACGCCCUGCAGCGGCCACGGCCGCUGCGUGACGACGGGCGGCGCGGCCCGAGGGUGGGACGGGCGCACGCUCGUGCGGCCGAACGUGUCCUACGAUCUGUGGGACGCCGAGAAGAUGAUGGGCUGCCUCUGCGACGCGGGCUACGGCGGCUUCAACUGCUCGCGCGUCGAGUGCCCGCGGGGCGACAUCCCGGAGACCCUGGGGCAGCAGAACGAGGAGAGCGCCGAGUGCGGCAACCGCGGCGUCUGCGACUACACCACGGGCCACUGCCAGUGCCUCGCGGGCUACGUGGGCAGCGACGGCGCCGGCAACGUGGGCACGCGCCGCGACUGCGGCCGCCUCGACCCCCAGGGGUUCACGCUCAACCUGUAUAAGUAG
Molecule: messenger RNA, 714 nt
Organism: Aureococcus anophagefferens
Lineage: Eukaryota; Pelagophyceae; Pelagomonadales; Pelagomonadaceae
Exons: 2
Coding region: 1-714 (237 amino acids)
Biological process (GO): heterophilic cell-cell adhesion; neuron development
Cellular component (GO): neuron projection
Molecular function (GO): protein homodimerization activity; cell adhesion molecule binding; protein heterodimerization activity
Source: RefSeq, a predicted model, not a curated record